Penicillium diatomitis is the source of this 1728-nucleotide messenger RNA. RefSeq names its product alpha-keto acid decarboxylase family protein. The transcript has a single exon. Gene Ontology annotation, molecular function: carboxy-lyase activity; magnesium ion binding; thiamine pyrophosphate binding. The record is from RefSeq and is a predicted model, not a curated record. NCBI's taxonomy places the organism in Eukaryota, Fungi, Ascomycota, Eurotiomycetes, Eurotiales, Aspergillaceae. Bases 1 to 1728 code for a protein of 575 amino acids.
AUGACCUCGGCAGAGACGAUCCAACUAGGAGACUAUCUCUUCACCCGUCUGCUCCAGCUAGGCGUCAACUCUGUCUUUGGUGUUCCAGGUGACUAUAACUUACGCUUGCUGGAUCACGUCGAGCCCUCAGGACUGCACUGGGUGGGCAACUGCAAUGAGCUCAACGCCGCGUAUGCCGCGGAUGGCUAUGCGCGCAUCAACGGACUAUCCGCGAUAGUCACCACAUUUGGCGUGGGUGAGCUCUCGGCUGCAAAUGGUAUCGCAGGCGCAUAUGCGGAGCGGUCCGCCGUGGUGCACAUCGUGGGCACCCCUCCGCGGCCACUGCAGAGCUCUCGGGCGUUGAUGCAUCACACAUUCUCCGAUGGCGAGUACCGCCGGUUUGCGGCCAUGGCAAUCCACAUCACUGCGGCGCAGAUGAAUGUCACAGAUGCCAUGUCGGCACCGGACAAGAUCGACUGGAUCUUGCAGCAGGCGCUGAUUCACUGUCGGCCGGUGUACCUGGAGAUCCCCGAUGACAUGAGCGAGACCCUAAUUUCGGCGGCCAACUUGAAAACGCCUAUUAGGGUCCCCACGGCGCCGAGCCCCGCUCAUGAAUCCAAAGUAAUCACCCAGAUUCUCGACCGGUUAUACUCUGCUCAGAGGCCCUUGAUCCUCGUUGACGGUGAAAGCCGAGCCCUGGGCAUCCUCGACCAGUUGGACCAGCUCAUUCAAACAAGCAACUGGCCUACAUGGACAACGGUAUACGGCAAGGGGCUCGUCAAUGAACACCAUCCGAAUGUCUACGGCCUAUACGCCGCAGCGUACGGCGACAAGCCCUCCCAGGAGUACUUCGAAUCCGCCGAUCUCAUCUUGACCUUCGGUCCGCACUACAGCGACACAAACACCUACUUCUGGACGACCGUUCCCAAGCCCGCCGCAGCCAUUCAAUUCAAAGACAGCACCAUCCAAAUCGAAGACACCAUAUACCGCGACAUAUCCCCCAGCACAGUCCUCACUCAGAUCCUCCAAACCCUCGACGCCACGCGGCUCGUCCAAGCCCUCGGCCCAGCUAAGCCCGAACCAGCCAGCACAUCCAAUAUCCAAGACUCGGACAUCAUCGCCCAGCACAACUUCUACCCGCUCCUCAACCCCCUCUUCAAAGACGGCGACAUCAUCCUCACCGAAACCGGCACAGCCGCCUACGGCGGCCGCACUUUCAAACUCCCUCCGCAAUCACGCCUCUUCGGCGCCGUCACCUGGCUUUCCAUCGGCUUCAUGCUCCCCGCCACACUGGGCGCCGCCCUCGCAAAGCGAGAACUCAAUCAACCCACCGGUACCAAGAACCAGACCGUUCUCAUCAUCGGCGACGGUAGUCUUCAAAUGACAGCCCAGGAGAUCAGCGUCAUGAUCAAGAAGAAAUUGGACAUUCUCAUCUUCAUCGUCAACAACGAAGGGUAUACCAUUGAGCGCGUGAUUCACGGCCGGAACCAAGGCUACAACGAUGUGCCCUUCUGGCGACACACCCAGGCUCUAAACUACUUUGGAGCGGACGAUGAACAGGUCAAGAAUAGCACGUUCCAGGCUUGGACGUGUGGCGAGUUGAAGGAGAUUCUGAAGAACGAGCGCGUGCACAGUGGGAGCGGCGUGCGAAUUGUAGAGGUCUUCAUGGAACGGGAAGAUGUGCAGGGCCCGUUGCUGUAUUUGCUCAAUAAGCAAAAGGCAGAGGAGCGGGAGCAGCUGCAGAAAUAA